Messenger RNA from Parasteatoda tepidariorum (common house spider), 5296 nucleotides. It is a transcript of the gene ovo, whose product is annotated as transcriptional regulator ovo. The record is from RefSeq and is a predicted model, not a curated record. Gene Ontology annotation, cellular component: nucleus. Lineage: Eukaryota; Metazoa; Arthropoda; Arachnida; Araneae; Theridiidae. Gene Ontology annotation, molecular function: RNA polymerase II cis-regulatory region sequence-specific DNA binding; DNA-binding transcription factor activity, RNA polymerase II-specific. Gene Ontology annotation, biological process: epidermal cell differentiation; regulation of transcription by RNA polymerase II.
CCAUGUACAAUGGAUGAUCUGGCCACCUCUCCGUGACGUCACGAUCCUUUUUCGUCCAUUCACUUUCGUUUGUGUUAACGAGUAGGCCCUCCUAUAACUUCUCGAUAGACUAGUACCCCACAUUUACAAUCAACAUUUCGUUGGGGUAAGGAGUACUUGCAAAGUAUCCUCCCGAAUCAGUUUCAUCCUUACUUCAGGAUCUUUAACUUAGUUGAUAAACAUCUUCUCUACGCAUAUAGAUAUUCUUAUUUGAAGUUGUCUUCAGUGAUGAAACUCUUGUUUUAUUUACUUUGACCAACAAUUCCUUGGACUUCGUUUAAAUCCGCGAUUUUGCUUUUUAAAGGAUAGGACUCGAAACUUUGUGUUCAAGAUGCCAAAAUCGUUUUUGGUUGGACGAAAAUACCGCCAGCAAUUAUGGAAAAAUGGAAAUUGGGGAAUUGUUACACCACCUCCCCAAUACCGCCAGCAAUUACGGAAAAAUGGAAAUUGGGGAAUAGUUACACCACCUCCAAGUCCAGAACAUCUUCAAACUACUCCUCCAGUUAAAAAUGAACAAAGACAAACUUCGUUAUCAGAUCUUCCACCCAGAGCACGAUGGACUGAGACAUGGCAGAAGCAGCGGCAAAAAGCUGAAGGUGGUAGAGGAGAAGCUGAAACAACUCCACCAAUAUCUCCUUGCAAUCCUCCAUCUCCUAUUUUGCCAAUUGAAAGAUAUAACACAGAUACCAAUGAAGUUCCUGUAACCACAUUUUCUAGUAGAGUUUCAUUCAAACCUGAUAGCAGAGAUGAUUCUGCCUUGGAAGAUUCAUCAAGUUCAUCUCAUGCUCCUAUGCAACCAUCAUAUAUGGCCGUUCCUGUCAUUCAAACUAUUGCUGCACAAGAUCGUCCUUUGGAUUAUCAUGUACCUCGAACAAGUCAUCCAAAAUUUGAAAUUCGGGAUCGAAUGGAAACUGUUGUGGAACAGAACAAUAAUGCUAAUAAUAUUCAGCAAUUUAAUCACGAACGAGAUCAUCUGAAACUUUCACCAACUCAUAACACGAGACCUUGCUUGCCGAUGUCAGACUCUCAAGAUGAUUCCCAUUCUGAUAGCUACUCCAUAGGAAUGCGUCCCAGUUCUCCUGGUGAUAGUGAUAGUAAUUCUUCACGCUCUCCAGAAAGCUUGGAUGAAAGAGGAGAGAAAAUAGUGAUGUCUUCCUUAACAGUACGUCUGAGCUUAUUACAACAGCGGCUUGGACUUCCGACUGAUACUCCUAUUGAGUUCGUAAAUGGAGGACAUGGCAUUAAAAAUCCCCUUCUGCAAAGAAAUCAUAGACAUUCUGCUACUGGACAAGAAUUAACUCAAAUAACCCCUCCUUGCCAAGAAAUUCUUCCAGGAAUUUCUGAGUCUGAAGCUGGAAGGCUAAGCUGUCGAGUUUGUGGGAAAAUGUUCGGAUUGCAAAGGCUGUUGAAUAGGCAUAUGAAGUGUCAUAGUGAUAUGAAGAGGUAUUUAUGCACAUUCUGUGGCAAAGGUUUUAAUGACACAUUUGAUCUGAAGAGACACACAAGAACACAUACAGGUGUGCGCCCAUAUAAAUGCAAUAUGUGUGAGAAGUCUUUCACUCAAAGAUGUUCUUUAGAAUCCCAUACUUUGAAAGUACAUGGAAUUCAGCAUCAAUACGCAUAUAAAGAGAGAAGAGCUAAAGUAUAUGUCUGUGAAGAAUGUGGACAUACUACAACUGAACCAGAAGUUCAUUACAUGCAUUUGAAGUUAAAUCAUCCUCUUAGUCCCGCAUUGCAUAAAUUUUAUGACAAGAGACAUUUUAAAUUUUCUGAGGGUACAUUUCCAUUAGGUUUGUUAAGAGUUCACUCUUAACUCAUCUAAACUCAUUUCAUAAGGAUGGUGGGUUUUAAAUUAUAUCAUCUUUUGUGGUAUUGCCUUGAUAGAAACACACACUUGUCUGAGUUUUUAAUAUAUUUUAAGAAACCUGUUUAAGUAACAGUUUAAAUGUUUUUAACUAGCAGUUUUAAAGAUGUUUACUUCAUUGAUAACAUUAAAAACAUUUAAAAUGUUAAUUGUGAUUAUUGUUACUGCCUAGAUCAAAUUUUUAUAUUUACAAAUAUGUUAUGGUGUUGCUUUUUGUUUCUCUAGAAUAUAUCUAUACAUUAUGUAUAUAGUUUCCUUUUGGGGAGAGAGAAUCUAUGGUGAUAACUUUAUUAAUGUCCAUGUUUUAAGUAAAUAAUAUGCACCAAUUUAUUUUGUUUUAUUAGAUUUAGCAAAAAACUCAGACAAAUUGAAUGAAAUUUAAGAGAUUUUGAGGCAAUCAGCGAAUUUCCACCCGACAUUUGUCUAGUCUUAUAAAGAGAUUUUUAUGGAACUACUGAGCCUUAUUAAAGUAAAAUUUACUUAUAUAUUGCUUAAUGUGAUUUGGAAGAAACAUUUUACUAAAAUUUAUAAAUAUAUAUUUUUCUAAUGGAUUGAAUGAUUGUGUUUGAAUGAACAUUAAUUUAAAAGAAGUAGAGUAUUUUGCAUUGUUACUAAAUUUUUUCUUCAAUGAAAAAAGCCAAAACAAAAUCAAACUGUAGUUUUCCUUUUUAAGGUCUUAAUUAGUAUGUUCCUGUCCGAUGCUCAAGUGGUAGAUAUUUCUUUUUAUAUAGUAUUAUUUUCAUAUUCUCUGUAAAUAUGUAUAGAGGCGGCGUCAAGUACAAACUAACGUGCUUUCACUUGUGCGUAUCUUUGUUUUUUUUUCUUUUUUAUUUAAUUCAUUAUUAUUAAAAUGUAUUUACAUUUUUCACUUUUUGUGUUUUCAUCAUGAGAGAAUAUGAGUGUCAUAAAAAUUUAAUUUUAUAAAAUCUUUGUUUUGAAUUGUUAUGCUUAUGGUGAGCUGUUCAGAAUUAAUUAAAAGUUGGCUUAUACAUAUGUUGUUCAGAUGUAAUUAAGAUAAAAUCUUUAUGCAUUUCAAAAAAAUAUUAAAAGUGCAUAUUAAAAAAAUCAAAAGUAAACAAAUUUUCAGAGAGAAUCAAAAGUUACGUUCUGCACAUAUCUUCUUAUGCACAUUUUUUGUAUCCAAUUUGUCGAAAGUGUUGAAAAAAUAAAUAUGAAAAAUUUGCUUAUACCCAUGAGACUAUUUUGUAUGCAUUAAAUACAAUAUUUUGAGCUUUUUUUUUAACUUUAUUUAAUUCAAUUAUAAUAAAAAUUCAUCUCUAAUGUAGACUGCUUUUUUUCAACAAAAUAAAUUAAUUUUAUGACACGAUUGUUAAUACAUUUAUCACGUCAAUACCUAACAUCCCUUUUUAAAGACAGCUCUUAAAAUCUACAAUAAGCCAUAAGAAAGUUUUUAAACAUGAAUUUUCUAGUAAUUAUUAAGUAUUUGUUUUAUCAAUAUUUUAAAAAUCAAAGUUUGUAUGAGGUAAUCAAUUAUGCAGGAUUAUUUUAAAGUUGUUCAUAUGCAGACAAAAUAAAAAAGUAAUUGAAAGAAAUAUGAUGUAGUUUUUUAAAUAUAAAAAUUAUUUUUAUUGUUAAGUGGACCAGAAGAAAAAGUCCAAGUUGCUACAUGAGUUGUUAAUUAUCUUACUCGCAUUUAACAAAUAUUUCAGCUAGAGCAACUGUAUAGUUUUCGUUAAAAUAAAAUUCCCAUAGGCUUAGAUUUUUAUAGUGUUUUAUGGCAUUUUUGCAUUGCAUUUAUGAACUUACAUUAAAUUCUUGCUUUUUAAAAUGAAGCAAAUUUUUUAAGUGAGGAUUUGUUAUUUUUUAUGCCAGCUAAUUUUUGAGAAACAUUAUUGAAAGAAUGCAGUUUAAAUAAUUUGAUAAAACUCUUAAUGGAAACAAAAGCAAAGUAAAAUUUUUAGAAAUAUUUCCUGUACCACUAUCAACCUUAUGUAAAUAAAUGAACUAAUGGGAAAGAGUAACUUCAGAUUUUAUAAUGCAAAUUUUUUUUUAGUUUAGUUAAAAUAUUGCCUCCUAAAAUCUUGGCCUUUUUUUUUCUUCAUUUAUAUAAAAUUUUACAUGCCUUAAAUUCAACCUUGUAUAAUUUUAAUUUGUUUAUAAGAAAAUUAUUUUAUUUAUUUUUAUUCAAAUAUCUUCAUACUUUGCUGAAAGUCAUUUAUCAUUUACUACUAAGCUGUCUUAGCUACACACUGCCUAUAGAAUCUGUGUAUGCAGCGUGUUUAUUAAAGAGUAAAGAUUAUUUUAGUAUAUAAAUUAAUGUUCUUAAAUAUAUUUAAAUAUAAAUUUAUAUUUUUAAGUAAUUUACUGUGAUUAAAUAAUGUUCUAAAUAUAAAUGGAGUAUAUAAAUUUUAUAUAAAUGGAGAUAGAUAUAUAUACAUAUAUAUUUCUAUAUUUUUACGAAGGUAUUUGGUGCUUCCUAAUAUGAAAGAUUGUUUCAUUUAAUAAAUAUGAAUAUCAUAGAGUUUAAUAAUGAAUGUUAAAUGUCAAAUUUUUAAAUGAAAUGAUUUAUUAUUCAAAUGAAAAGCUAUUAUUGCAUAAUUAGACUUAAUAAGGAGCAUACUUUUUUAAAAAACAAUUUUAUGUUUAAAUGUCUUUUUUUGUGAUUGAGAUUAGAAUCAAAAUAUUAUCUUAAUGUCUGCACUGUACAAAUUGAUACAUGCACUGUUGUGCUUAAGCCUUGAGCUUCAAUCAAAAUCUUAUGGAAGUGAUGAUGUAGAAUAUUUGUAUAAACAUACACUUUCACAUGUGAUAUGAAUAACGUUUUUAUAUAAUAUUUACUUACAAGUAUAUGUAAGUAUAAAAUCAAACUUUAUGAUGCAUUAGUUAAAUGUCAAAAUUUAAAAUAAAUUAUUAGUUAUAGAAAAUCAAAAAUCGUUAUUGAGUAACUUAAUUUAACAAUGAGCAUAUAUAUUUUUUAAAAAUUUAUGUUUAAAUAUCUUUUUUGUGAUUGAGAUUAGAAUCAAAAUAUUAUCUUAAUGUCUGCACUGUACAAAUUAGUACAUGCACUGUUUUUAAGCCUUCAGCUUCAAUCAAAAUCCUAUCGAAGUGAAUGAUGUAGAUUAAUUGUUAAAAAAACACUUUCACAUGUGAUACGAGUGAUGUUAAUAGUAUUUACUUACUAUUAUGUAUAAUUAUAAAAUCAAACUUUUUGAUGUACGAGUUUUAUGUAAAAUACUUUAAAAGGUAAUAUUAACUUUGGUGCCUUUUUAUAGUUUUCUUUGAAAGUUUUAUUUAGUUACUUGCUUAUAAGAUCAUUAAUUUCUAUCUGUUGAACAGAUGCACAUUUUCAUAUUCUGAAAGAAGUGGGUGUACUUUGGCUGAUUUUGUAUGUAUAUAUUGUGAAGAUGAAAUAAAAACUUUGCUUCAUACAUU